This is a messenger RNA of Babesia bovis T2Bo, 999 nucleotides long. RefSeq lists its product as uncharacterized. Gene Ontology annotation, molecular function: ATP:ADP antiporter activity. The record is from RefSeq and is a predicted model, not a curated record. Lineage: Eukaryota; Apicomplexa; Aconoidasida; Piroplasmida; Babesiidae. The coding region runs from base 44 to 946 and encodes 300 amino acids. The transcript has a single exon. Gene Ontology annotation, cellular component: mitochondrial inner membrane. Gene Ontology annotation, biological process: mitochondrial ADP transmembrane transport; mitochondrial ATP transmembrane transport.
AUUGACUUGUGUGAUCACUUUAUCCGCCAUCUACAUAUUUACCAUGGAGAACAAAACUAGUUUCGUCACUGACUUCCUCAUGGGUGGUGUGUCCGCCGCUGUUUCUAAAACUGCGGUGGCACCCAUUGAGCGCGUGAAGAUGCUUAUCCAGACCCAGGACACAAUUCCCGAAAUCAAGAGUGGAAAAUUGCCACGUUACACUGGUAUUGUGAACUGUUUCGGUCGUGUUUGUGCGGAGCAGGGUGUAUCUUCUUUAUGGAGGGGCAACAUGGCUAAUGUGAUUCGUUACUUCCCAACUCAGGCCUUCAACUUCGCCUUUAAGGACUUUUUCAAGACCCUGUUCCCCAAGUACAACCAGAAGACUGAAUUUUGGAAGUUUUUCGCUGCUAACGUUGCUUCUGGUGGUCUUGCUGGUGCCAGUUCUUUGAUGAUUGUGUACCCACUUGACUUUGCAAGGACUCGUCUUGCCAGUGAUGUUCGUAAGGAGGGCCAGCGUGAGUUCACAGGUUUGUUGGACUGUUUGAUGAAGAUUAAGCGUUCCACUGGUUUCAUGUCGCUGUACAAGGGUUUCAGCAUAUCUGUGACUGGUAUCAUUGUUUACCGUGGUACCUACUUUGGUAUGUACGACUCUGCUAAGGCUGUGUUGUAUGGUGAUGACAAGAACGUCAGUUUGUUCUUCAAGUGGUUCGUUGCUCAGACUGUCACCAUCAACGCUGGUUUGGCUUCAUACCCCUUUGACACCGUUCGUCGUCGUAUGAUGAUGAUGUCUGGUAAGAAGCAGACUUCUGAGAUUAUGUACACGAGCUCCUUGGACUGCUUCCGCAAGAUUUUAAAGAAUGAGGGUGUCAACGGUUUCUUCAAGGGUGCCUUUGCUAACAUUCUGCGUGGUUUUGGUGGUGCCCUGGUCUUGGUUCUUUACGACGAGCUUAAAAAGUUUGUCCACUAGACAUAUCCUACGUAGCACAUAAAUUGUUGUGUUAUAAUUUAUGAAGUUAUUUU